ACAACAUCCAAAAGGCAUCAACUAAUAAUCACGCUGACGUGUCUCUCGGUGCCAAGAGAUCAUGAUCAUUAAAUUGAGGCUGUGUCCAGCGUGGACUGGAUGAGCUGCUCUCGUAUUGCCACCUAGUAGAGUAAUGAUUGGCACCCAGAAGGUUAGAUGUGCCAUCUAAGAGAAGAGCCUCUCCGGCCCAAAAAGCUCUGCUUCUCGCUGUUUUGAUUGAGAAAAAAGCAAGUCGCUUUCUGGAGUUUUCGUUUCGUUCGCAGGGCAUCCUCAAAAGAUCUCGAGAAAAGUACCGAUUCAGUAUGACAGACGCAAGCGUGGGGGAGGAGCAAGCGCUCCAUAAUCUAUGCGUUUCUGCUUUCACGGCAGAGUACCAACACGACUAUCAGAAUGCUAGUUCGCUUCACCAGUCAUCCGUCGCGCAGCUUUCACAGGCCCUCCAGAAGGCCGGCAUGCUCGACCAUAACAAGAAGCGCGUGCUGCGACGGAAAAUCAAAAUCCACCAAGGUCGACUCCAAAACCUUAACCAGCAGCAAGCUCGCCCUUUCCUUUUGGUCGUCCCCCAGAGCAGGAAGGAUAUGGUCGAGGAGCAACUUCGUCGCGGUGUUGUGACGAUUGGUUUGGAGGAUAUGGUUCUCGGAAAGCACAAGCGCGAAUGCGCUCAGAACCCAAAGGCGACAAUUGAGCCGUUUUUUCAAUAUCUCCUACAACCGCAGGUGUCGUUUUAUACGCCAACAGUGGACUUCUCUGUCCCGACCCUGAAGUUCGACAUCACUGGAGACGCUGAGAAUACACCCUUCGUACCCUCUCACUGGUGCUCCACCAAGGUCAAGGUGUUUGGGAGUGACGAGAAUCUCUAUAUCUGCGAGGGCCUCAAGUACAAGAAGCGACAAAUGCCAGUCGUUUCGAUCUCCCGAGCCUCCGAUUAUCCCAGUCCCUUCGUCACAACUCGCGUUGGCCCGGCCUACUGGAAUCUGAGCGGCCGUAAUAUGCAGCACACAACGAGCUACGGCAGUGUAAUUCCGGAGAACUCAGACCGGAAUAAAGAAUGGGCCCCGCGGCGCUUCACAUUCGGUGGGCGUCGGUUCGUCUGGAAACCUUACCCUGAGGUAGGCCGUGACGCCGAAUAUCUCUGUGAGGUUCGCUCCGAGCGGCCAAAGCCGGGUAGUAAAACGGGCAAGAUUGAAGAUGAGGUGUUUGAUGCUAAAUUGGCGUGGACGUCCGACCACAGGUUCUUCAAAGCAACUCAGCUUGAGAUCGUGGGUGGACUGGAUCCGUUCUUCCGAGAGUUUAUAUUUGCCAGCCAGUGUACAAGGCUUCUUAUUACGAAAUACGGGCACUAAUUAGGCAUAAUGUUCCCC
Molecule: messenger RNA, 1361 nt
Organism: Aspergillus versicolor CBS 583.65
Lineage: Eukaryota; Fungi; Ascomycota; Eurotiomycetes; Eurotiales; Aspergillaceae
Exons: 2
Coding region: 303-1343 (346 amino acids)
Source: RefSeq, a predicted model, not a curated record